Messenger RNA from Mycena citricolor, 1567 nucleotides. Lineage: Eukaryota; Fungi; Basidiomycota; Agaricomycetes; Agaricales; Mycenaceae. The record is from the annotation of a GenBank genome assembly.
GAUUGCUUCAACCGUUGCUCGUGAUUGACUUGUCAUGUGACCGGCAACUUGUGAUGCCCGGACCAGCACUUGCUCUUUGUGGCUUUUGAAGCUUUCCUCGUUGCCCGCCAGAAAUUUGAGCGAGUGAGACGAUAUUCCGACGAAACUCCGGGUCCAGGAGCAUCAUUCCCCUCAGCUCAAAGACUCGCGUUGAUUGAAUGCGCUGAUAGCAGCGAACUUAGCGAUUCGAGGCACGUGAGGUGAUCAACUGAUGCCAUCAUCGAGGUAACGAAUGCAGUCUCUGUCUCGCACGGCGCCGCCCUUUGUCGCACAAAGCAACUUUAUCUCAUUCACUGGAAUCUACCACGCAGUAGCGAUGCGCUUUGUUCUCUAUUCCCCGAGGACGUCACUAUAAGGUCUUGUAGACGGCCUUUCUUCGCCUCGCCAUCCCACCUCCUUCCACCCGCUCGACUUCUCCUUGAGCCAUGCCCAGAACGCACAUCCGAUCGAUUUCGAAGGCCACUGGUGGAAUUGAGUUUAGGCGCAGGCCGCUGCGGACUAUCGAGUCGAAUGCGCAGGACGCGGAGAAGCAGCCCAGUGCUGGAUUUCGAAGCGUACUCCCAGGGCGCAGCCGCGACAGGAGGCAGAAUCCCAGACGUUGCGCCAGUCACGAGCGCAUACUUCCUAGUCACACGAACACGGUCCGCCGGACGCCAAAUCACACCUGGGGCGCAUUCACCUGGCAGCGCGAGCCGUCGUUGAGCGCCGAGGUCUCGCUCCUCGAAUGCCCCAAGGAUCCGCUGGUCGAUGUGCCAAUGAACGUCGAAACGCUUGGAACACAGGGCGAGGAUGAGGAUGAAGAUGCGAUCAGCGCCUGCAUCGACCCGCAUCGCCGCUUUAGCGUCGGUGAUUUGCCGGGGUCGGAGUAUACCUGCUCCUACGCCAGCACCCGGCACAGCAUCGGCAGAGAGUCCUCAGUGUCGCCCGACGCGGCUUGCGUCAUCAACUCGCCGCGCCACGUCCCCGGGAUCAUGUUCCCGACGUCCUCCGAGCUUAGUGUUCCGGACUGGGAGCGGGCACAUUUUGUUUGGGAUUGGCCGAGCUCGCCUGAAUUCCUGCUGCUCCGCAAUGAGACUCAAGCGGCGCGCAGUCGACGUAUUGCACAGCCGCGCCCGAUCGGCCUGCACUCAGAUUCGGCAUCGGAAUUGGGAACGAGUUGUGUCGCAAGGUUAGAGGAAAUUGCUGCCCGGAUGGUCGAGGAAGAGGACCAGGGCAGAGUGUCAGGGGAUCUGUGACUGUAUUUGUUUACACUAGCAGGGACUGGUAUCCAAUGUGCUACGCGUUCUUGGCCCGCCCAACAUCAGGGCCCAGUUGCCCCAAACUGGCCGAUGUUUCUUCUGCCGCAUGGCUUCUUUCUAGAUCAACGCCCAGCUUCGGAGGGUAAGCCGCUUCAGUAUGCGCACGAGGCGGCAGAAGAAGGUCUGCGCCACCGAUCUGCGAUAAGUGCUUUCCGAGUCCCUCGCUGUUUUCUGGGAGCUGCUGAGAUUCGGAAAGAAUCGGAAUCUGAUCGUGGUUAGGGGUGUUUGGC